AUGGGAUACAACACACGUCGCAAGUCGCUCUCUCUGCCGUCUCUGGGUAUUCACAUCCCCUGUUCCGGUCGCCGCGCCUCCAGCACGAAGCAGCCGGCCAUGGUGCCAGCAGCAGCAGCCAUGGGAGCACCCGCGACACCAGCGACGGCCUCGCCCGCGUCCCCCCAGAUAAAGAAGCUGAAGCGAUCGCACGAGUCGACAGACGGGGCAGAGGCGGUUCUGGCCUCGUCGGACGCUCCCUUGCUGUCCAAGGAGGCCGCGCGAGGAGCUGUCGCUGCUGCCUACCACCAGCACACGCCGCCCCCGUCCCCUUCCACCGCAGCCCCGGACCAGCAGACAGCAAAGAUAGACACCGAGGGGAUCGCGGACGAUAUCGUGGUAGCCGUCAUCCAGCAGCUCGAGAAGACCGGUAACAGGCCUCAUCUCAUCAAGGAGCUUGCUGCCGUCCUGUCGACUACCACGGACUCCAUCGCAAAUUCUGCGAACGCGGCUGCUCUGAUCUCAUCUCGACUGUCGCUCUAUCUAAAACGGCCGUGGACUGCCCUUGCGCCCUGUCCAAUCGCCAAAGAGCUGAUUCCCGUCCAUCCGCGCAAGGUCUUCUUCUACCUCACCAACAGUCCCCGUCAGCCGCUGCCGCAAAACUCCCAUGAUAUCAUCUCGCCCUCGAUAGAAAAGGAGGUGACCCCCAGCCCGUCCAGCGUGGACGUCUCCACCGGGGAGCCGGAUCUGGAGCUGGAUAUCGAGCUCGACUCCCAGACGCGAGACCGGUCCCACCUCAGCCCCAGCCCCGAGGUCGAUCUGGACAUGUCCAUGGAGUUCGACCAAGACGGUCUUGGCCUGGACCAAGACCACUCCGCUGACCCGACCGCCUCAUUCUCUUCCAUGCGCCAGCACUCCCACGUCCACGGCCAUCGGAUAUCCCACAACCACCGUGCCGCCUCGCCACCGCUGGAAGGUGAUGAGCGCGAGUUUACUCUGACGGCGAGCAUGGUGCGGGAGCGGACGACCGGGGACGACGGUUCGGCCCAUCAGCUGCGUGGCCUCCUCCUGGACACCCCCAGCGGCCAGCAGGACGUCUCCCUCGACAUGGACUCCCCUUACCUGGACGACCACCACGCGGGCGCGGCGGAGGAGUACCCAGACUACUUCAGCAGACCCAUCGACAUACCCUGCAGCAACAGUGCCUCCGAGCCAGACAUGGUAUACAGCACCUCCCCCUCUCCAUCCGUUGCAUCGGAGAUCUCUACCCUCUCCUCCCUCACCACCGCCACGUCGGAGUGCUGUGACUCGGACGAAGACGUCAAGUCUCACCCUGCCCGCGUACGCGCCCAGAAGAGGACGUACGACAUGACCUUCCCCGGCGUGGAGAUAGCCCAGCCUCGGAAACCCCUGUCCCUCGACUGCGCCUUCAGCUUCACCUUCGACACCGCUCUCGAGUCCUGGGUCGACUUCCGCAGCCCAGAGACCGUAGAGGUCGACGAACUAGAUGCCAUCUUCGCCGACAUCUAA
Messenger RNA from Microsporum canis CBS 113480, 1509 nucleotides. Its product is annotated as mucin. The coding region runs from base 1 to 1509 and encodes 502 amino acids. The record is from RefSeq and is a predicted model, not a curated record. The transcript is spliced from 2 exons. Lineage: Eukaryota; Fungi; Ascomycota; Eurotiomycetes; Onygenales; Arthrodermataceae.